This is a messenger RNA of Thlaspi arvense, 1149 nucleotides long. Lineage: Eukaryota; Viridiplantae; Streptophyta; Magnoliopsida; Brassicales; Brassicaceae. The record is from the annotation of a GenBank genome assembly.
AUGAUAUCUCCGACGUUGUUUCCUCUCUUCUGCGCUUUAUUUCUCUGUCUUCCGGUUGCCAUCAUCUUCACAGUCCAAAGAGAAGUAACCGGCGUAGUCUCACCGGAAUUUGGUUUCCGCUCUCUCUCAGUCUUCUCCCUCUACACUCGAAAUGUCCCCGACGCUUCUUCUCCGGCUAUUCCCAUUCGACAACCGAUUCCCAAAGACGACGAACCGCUUCUCCGACUCGCUUCUCGGGUUAACCCGAAUCAGCCUCCCGGAUCGACCCGAAAAUUGGCUUUUAUGUAUCUAACGACGGCGCCUCUUCCUUUUGCGCCUCUGUGGGAGAUGUUCUUCGAUGGAAGCUCCAAGGAACUUUUCAAUGUAUAUGUUCACGCGGAUCCGAUCCGAGAUUACGACCCGCCGUUCUCCGGCGUGUUCGCGAACCGGGUAAUUCACUCGAAACACUCGGAACGAUACACACCCACUCUCGCAGCGGCGGCGCGUCGGCUAAUCGCAUACGCCCUUCUCGAUGAUCCACAAAAUUACAUGUUUGCCCUGAUCUCACCUUCCUGCGUGCCCAUUCGCUCCUUUGACUUCACCUACAAGACAUUGGUCUCGUCUCGCAAGAGCUUCAUCGAGAUACUCAAGGACGAGCCGUGGCAGUUCGACAGAUGGGCGGCGCGUGGGCCAAUCGCGAUGCUGCCUGAAGUGAGGCUCGAGGAGUUUCGGAUCGGGUCUCAGUUCUGGGUUUUGAAACGGAGGCACGCGCGUGUGGUGGCGCGUGACCGGAGAAUCUGGGCGAAGUUCAACAAGACGUGCGUGCGGGAAGACACGUGCUAUCCCGAAGAAAAUUACUUUCCUACCCUUCUUAAUAUGAGGGACCCACGCGGGUGUGUACCCGCCACGCUCACUCACGUGGACUGGACCAUCAACGACGGAGGUCACCCGCGGAUGUACGAGGCAGAGGAAGUGGUGCCUGAGCUGAUCGUGCGGCUGAGGAAUACUCAACCGAGAUACGGUGAGGAUGGAAUCAACGGUUCAGAUUGGUCCGCGAUCAAGCGGAAUGAUCCGUUUCUGUUCGCGAGGAAGUUUUCUCCCGAGUCUCUCGAGCCGUUGUUGGGUAUGGCUAAGAGCGUGUUGUUUAAUGACUCGGCCUGUGGUGCGUGA